AUGACAAUCGAGACUGGAACUCCCUCUGCGACUGGAACUCCCUCUGUGACUGGAACUCCCUCUACGGGUAUUGCACCAGUGGCUACUCCUACAACCCGUACCGCUGUGCCACCGGCUGAGAAACCUGUGAAGUUCACCGGCACCAACUUUAAAGGAUGGCAGCAGAGAAGUUUCUUUUGGCUUACCACCCUUGGUAUGCAAAAGUUCACCAGUGAGGACCCUCCCGUGCCUGCCGCCGACAUGCCUGACAACCAGAAGUUCAUGGUUACUGAGGCUUGGAAACAGGCUGAUUUUUUGUGCAAAGGCUACAUUUUGAGUGCCUUAGAAGAUGAUUUUUACAACGUCUACAGUGCAAUAGAGACCUCCAAAGAACUGUGGAGUGCACUGGAAAAGAAGUACAAAACCGAAGAUGCUUGCUUGAAGAAGUUUGUGGUUGCCAAAUUCCUAGACUACAAAAUGGUGGAUGGAAAAACUGUUGGAACCCAAAUCGAGGAAGAUAACAAAACCGCUGAGAAGAGGUACCGUAAGAGUUCACCGAUUGAAGGGGCAAGUGUCGUUGAAGAUGCUGCUCUGAAAAAGAACAAUAAAAGGAAGAGGCAUUCUGGAAAGGAGAAGUAUCCUAACAAGAAAAAGUUCAAGGGAAACUGUUAUAACUAUGGUAAAGCAGGCCAUAAAGCUCCCAACUGUUGUGCCCCCAAGAAGGAUAAAGAGAAAAACAAAGGUCAGGCAAACAUGGUGGAAGAUGUUGAUGACCUGUGUGCAAUGCUGUCUGAGUGCAACCUGGUUGGUAACCCAAAGGAGUGGUGGCUUGAUUCUGGCGCCACUCGACAUGUGUGUGCCGUUAAGGAAGCAUUUACAACCUACACUCCCGCUGGACCCGACGAGGAGCUAUAUAUGGGAAAUACUGCAACAGCCAAAGAAGAACCUAGUAUCAUCCGCACUACUCGUGAAAAAUGGGUUUAA
This is a messenger RNA of Lycium barbarum (goji berry), 963 nucleotides long. RefSeq lists its product as uncharacterized. The coding region runs from base 1 to 963 and encodes 320 amino acids. The record is from RefSeq and is a predicted model, not a curated record. The transcript is spliced from 3 exons. Lineage: Eukaryota; Viridiplantae; Streptophyta; Magnoliopsida; Solanales; Solanaceae.